Drosophila miranda is the source of this 825-nucleotide messenger RNA. RefSeq lists its product as uncharacterized. Bases 86 to 580 code for a protein of 164 amino acids. NCBI's taxonomy places the organism in Eukaryota, Metazoa, Arthropoda, Insecta, Diptera, Drosophilidae. The record is from RefSeq and is a predicted model, not a curated record. The transcript is spliced from 2 exons.
GAACACUUUGUAAUUUCAUUCAGUAUCAAUAUCGCAACAUAACAAAACUAGAAAAACGCAUAAUUAUAUUUUUUACAAAUUUGCAAUGGACAACCCCUUGGCAUCGGUGCUGCCUUAUAUAAUUGCCAUUUUACAUGGCAAGCCCCUCCAGAGCGCCGCCGUGGAUGAUAUGUGCCGUCAAAUCGAAGCGUGUGCUCAGAUGGAUGAAGCCAUGAUGGCCCUCAUCCGUUCAUUCGACACCCCCAAGGAGGCUGUGCAGUAUGGGAUAGAGUUGGGCAUGGAUAUGGGCCUUCUCGCCCAGUCGAAUGGGAUACUCCGCAUUCCUAUCAAGUUGGCCAAGCGCAGUCCCGGGGACGAGCCCCCAUGCAACGUGGAGGUUGAGUACGUGGAUCUUCGGAGCAGUGUUCAGCAGCGGGAGCUUCCGUGCAACAACGAGGAGUCUCUGUGCAACGCCGCGGAUAAGGAGCCGCUGUUCAGCGACGAGAGGGGGGAGUCCUGUUACAGCAUUGAAGAGCCUCUCAUCCCAGGCCAAGUGCUCCGAUCGGCAAUGAAGCGACUGCCUGGAACCACUAACCACUAACAGCCUUCCAUCGUAGCAUUGGCCAGCGGAAGAUGACCAAGACCCGGGCUAAGAUCACUACAGGAGGCGCCGGUGGCAAGGAUAUGCGUCAAAUCUAGGAGCCUAGUCAUAACCAAUGCCAAAUUAACCCCAAAAAACAAUCUGUUCAAUAUCUGAUUUUUCCUCUACAGAUGAUUCCUCCUUUCCUGCAACGAAAUGGCAUCUUUCUUUACAUAUGAUUUGAAUAAAAGGUAUUAGCUUUAUUU